CUUCUGCAACAGCAGCCACACGUGCACGCACACACAGACACGACGAGCUGGCAACAUCUGAGCGCGGAGCUGACAAAGUCGACCAUUCGCAGGUUUGGAGGAGCAGCCGACUGUUUGUCCUCCGCCAUGGCAGCUGUAGUGCUGGUCCUGAUGCUGCAUGCCCUGUCCCUGGCCCUCGUUUCAUCCGUGCCCGGGGGCAUCUAUGACAUCACGCUGAACACAACGUCCGAGGAGGUGCAGUCCGCCGUGCAGAGGAUCAACGAUGUGUUUGCCGGUGUGGGCGACUCGGCGCCGAGGACAGUAGUUGAGGUCGUAAGGGCUCGCCAACAGAUUGUUGCCGGCAGAAAGCUGUAUCUUGACCUGCGCGUAACCGGUGGAGCCCAGGACGAGAUAUGCAAUGUUACCUUCGUGCUGCAACCGUGGGUUUCUCCUGCCCCGAUCUUCACCCAGAGGCCCACCUGCUCUCCCAUCCGGAGGUCCAACAGCCGGCCUCCUGUAGUCACCAGCAGACCGAGGCCACUGCGGCGAGUCUCGAACCGGAGGGUUCAGGACGCCCUCCUCUUUGCCGUCUGCGCCUCCGACUCGAACGCUUAUGCACAGCUGGGGGACCUGGCUGGUGCAACCUAUACUCGACAGGUAUCGGCUGGCAUCACGUUUCGCUUUUUCAACGUGAAGGUUGUGACCACCUCCUGUCCUAAAACAAACGACCCUACCUGCAGGCGGCAACCACAAUCGUCACUCUGCACACCCAGUGGACAGAAACUCUGCAACUUCGUGAUUCAGUGGAGACCGUUGCAACUGCCAGGUUACACCGCCACCAGCAUAGAGUGCUAGCCGGACACAGCCUUGACUUUUGUUUGUUUGUUUACCAUUUGAGCGCGAGACCGAACAAACAGUGAAUCAGGAACUGCACUGUCUUCACCUCAAGAUGACUCCUUGCUUGCUAAAUACUUGUUAAGACUGUCGUAGUAUCUUGUUUCCCCUUCAUCGACAGGUUAACUAUUUCAAAUGACAUUUUUUUAAGUAAGCACAAAGAAAUAAAAAGUCUUGAGCAGCUAGACGAAUUUUUAAAUUUC
Messenger RNA from Pomacea canaliculata, 1076 nucleotides. RefSeq lists its product as uncharacterized. Bases 127 to 834 code for a protein of 235 amino acids. Lineage: Eukaryota; Metazoa; Mollusca; Gastropoda; Architaenioglossa; Ampullariidae. The record is from RefSeq and is a predicted model, not a curated record. The transcript is spliced from 5 exons. Gene Ontology annotation, molecular function: cysteine-type endopeptidase inhibitor activity.